Messenger RNA from Eruca vesicaria subsp. sativa (arugula), 669 nucleotides. Lineage: Eukaryota; Viridiplantae; Streptophyta; Magnoliopsida; Brassicales; Brassicaceae. The record is from the annotation of a GenBank genome assembly.
AUGAUUACUUCACCACUAACUUCACCAUUACUCUUCUCUUCCAUGGCGACUCUCGACAGUGGCAUCUCUAGAGAUGUUAUCUCCGAUCAAGAACAUCAUGGGUCUUGUGCUAUUCAUGUUAUCAUGGGUCCUAUGUUUUCUGAGAAAUCGACCUUUCUCCUCCGCCGUAUCAAGUUGGAGAUAAGCUGUUGCGAUGGUGAAUCGAGUAAAGAUACGAGAUACGCUAAAGAUUCGAUGGUGAUGCAUGAUGGAAUUGGAUUCCCUUGUUGGGCUCUUCUGAAUCUUAUGUCCUUUCCAGACAUAUUCGGACACGAUGCUUAUGCCAAGCUUGAUGUGAUUGGCAUUGACGAAGCUCAGUUCUUUGGAGAUCUUUAUGAGUUUUGCUGCAAAGUUGCUGAUGAUGAUGGCAAAACUAUUCUUGCAGUGGUUGAUGGUGACUAUUUAAGAAGGAGCUUUGGAGCUGUUCUUGACAUAAUACCUUUAGCUGAUUCUGUGAUGAAGCUAACUGCAAGGUGUGAGGUUUGUGGACAGAAAGAUUUCUUCACUUUAAGAAAGACUUGUGACACCAGAACCGAGCUGAUCGGUGGAGCUGAUGAAGUUUCGGAGCUUAUAAGAGCGUCAAUGGAGCCUGUUCUCGAGCAAUAUAGACCUGCUGCUGACAUUUUCUAA